CGCGCGCUCGUACCGGUUACGUUUUGUUGGGUGUUGUCUCUUCGCACUUGGCGAAUUGCGUACAUCGAUAACACGAGCGAGACACGUCCCACCCUCGUAUUCCACACAGUGUGUGUCUGUGUGUGCGUGUGCGUGAGACUCGCACACACGGUGUGUGGCACGUGUGUGUCACGUUUUCUCCCCUCUCUCCCCCUCCCGCACACUUAUUCUAAUGCGCCUAUCUCGGCGCGCGAUGACGACGGCAAUCGCGCGUAAUCGGUUCUCGCAUUCUUUGCGUGUGUGACGUGUCUUUUCCGCCGGGAGGAAAGCCAUCGCGUGGAACAAGCGCUUUUCCUCAGCGAAAAGACAGUACUGCCGGAGCACGGUGGCAAACAGUCUUCUCGGAAAAUGCCAAGGUGAUUCUCUCUCUGCCGCUUCCCCUGCCUUCGUCCGCCCCGUCCCAUCUUCUCGGCGCCUCGAGGAAAAACAAUCGUCUCGUGGGAGUCGUCCGCGCGAUAAGAGCGUGUAUUUUUCUCGCGUCGGAUCCUGCCGCAGGCUCGCGUGUCGCGGCCUGUUUUCCUGGAUCUCUCCGCUCCCCCGAUCGGUCGACACAAAGUGAAAUCGCGAGAUCCGCACGCUGGAGCGUGAUCCUCAAUCGCUUCCAACACGCUUUCCGAUCGCGGUUGAGUCAGGAUGCAUCACACGGCGCCGUGGUACCUGCCCUGGGGUCUGAAACUGGUGCCGUUGCCGAUUCCACCGGGACAUCCGGCACCGGGCAUCCCGAAUCCCGCCGGUCUCCACCUGCUGGCACCUUUGCCGGGAAUUUACGCACCGGAACCGCACAAGGUCGAUUUGAAGCCGCUGCGAGAGGCAACUGUCGCCGUUCCUGUGCCGAAAAUCAGCGAGAAACGGAAAACCGAGGAUCCCGACGCCAACAAGGAUCUCAAGAAGGCGAAAUUGGAAACGAAAGCACUGAAAGCGAAGAGACCGGGAUUCACGGACGAGCGGUACAACGAGACCAGUUAUUACGUGGAGCACGGUCUCCGUAAGGUAUAUCCCUAUUACUUCACCUUCACGACAUUCACAAAAGGUCGAUGGGUCGGCGAGAAGAUCCUGGAGGUUUUCGCGAGGGAAUUCCGUGCUCAUCCAGCCGAGGAAUACGAGAGAUGUAUUCGCGCCGGCACUCUCACGGUCAACUACCAAAAGGUGGAUGUCGAUUACAGACUGCGGCACAACGACCUCCUGGCUAACGUCGUCCACAGACACGAGGUGCCUGUCACCUCGGAGCCGAUCACGGUGAUACACAUGGACGAGGACGUCGUCGUGGUCAACAAGCCCGCCUCCAUCCCUGUGCAUCCAUGCGGUCGUUACCGGCACAACACCGUGGUCUUCAUUCUGGCGAAGGAGUACAACCUGAAGAACCUGAGGACCAUUCACAGGCUGGACCGGCUGACCAGCGGCAUCCUGCUGUUCGGUAGAACGCCGAAGAAGGCGCGGCAGAUGGAGCACCAAAUAAGAAAUCGACAGGUUCACAAGCAAUACGUGUGCCGGGUGGAGGGCGCGUUCCCGGAGGAGGAGGUGAUCUGCUCGGAGCCGAUCGAGGUCGUCUCCUACAAGAUCGGCGUCUGCAAGGUCUCCGAGAAGGGCAAGGAUUGCAUCACGCGGUUCAAGCGGCUCAGCUACAACGGCAAGUCGUCCGUGGUGCUCUGCAAGCCGCAAACCGGACGCAUGCACCAGAUCCGCGUGCAUCUGCAGUACCUCGGCUAUCCGGUGGUGAACGAUCCCCUCUACAAUCAUGUGGUCUUCGGUCCGCACAAAGGUAAGGGCGGCAACAUCGGCAAGACCGACGAGGAGCUCGUCCGGGAUCUCAUCAGUAUUCACAACGCCGAGAACUGGCUCGGUAUGGACGGCGACUCCGAUCUGAGCCUGUUCAAGCCGAAACUCGAGCUGGAGGAGCGCAUGCUGGGCUCGGCCAAUGAUAAGGACGGCUCGCCGUCGUCUACUCCGGGCUUGGUCGAGGACGAGCAGCAACAGCAGCAGCAGCAGCAACAACAGCAGCAGCAACAGCAGCAGCAGCAGCAGCAACAGCAACAGCAGAAAUCUCUCAAAGUCACUGUGGGAACGCAGACAGGCACGGAGCCGCCGGACUCUACUUUUGCCAACGACAAGGUCACCGUCGAUCCGCACUGCUACGAGUGCAAAGUCAAGUACAGGGAUCCAAAACCGUCGGAUCUCGUGAUGUAUCUGCACGCGUGGCGUUACUGCGGUCCGGGAUGGGAGUACGAGACGCCGCUGCCCGCGUGGGCGGCCAGCGACUGGACCGGCGACGAUCGAUAGUUCGAACGGCGCGAUCGAGGGUGAUCCGCACGAAUUCCUCGGCGAGCCAUCGCCAUCGAAUCUCGAACCCCCUUUUGAUAUCCUUACCCUGUGCCUUCCAUCCGCCAACGAGCUAUCUUGACCACGCAAGUAUACAUACGGAUACACACACACACACACAUAUAUAUAUACACACAUGCACACACGUAUACGCACGCACGCAUGCACACACGUGGAAACACACACGGCGAAUACUCGUCGACAUACCCCUGCAACUCGGCCGUCGGACUUCUUGGGGCUGCGAUCCGAGAGAAAUGGGAUUGCCGGAACAAUUUCGUCGCUCGAUUUGCAUUUCUGCAAGCCGCGCAGCCGUGUCGAUAUGUAAGUGACAAUCCGGCGUUAUCGCCUGACGUUUCCGUCGAGCGGAAACAAUUGUGACGGGGCGCCGUUUACGCGCGGUAAAUGCAUACUUCGCCCGCGCGCGCGACAAGUUCACCUGUUCGGCCGCGUUCCCGUUUCGUCAUACAUAUUCUGGCAGUCUCGCGCGAGCAAAUCCCACACACGCGGGCGAUCUUACGCGGGAAAACGUUCCGAGACGACGUUAUUAUGCGAAUUAAUCAUAGCGACAAAAGACAACGUUGUUACCAAUCCUACUACUGUCCUAAUACUGACCUAAUUUUACGGAGCCAAAUAAUAAAUCAGAUCGUCAUUAUUGUUAUUUUUAAGUUGCCGCUUAUUCAGCACGCGUUCUAGGUUUCUCAACAUAUAUUUCUCCCGAGCAAACCUGGGACAUCUUGUAUAGUUAGAGCCUCCGCACAAGCUUUUCUCCGUAACGCUUUACGUUACGUUAAGUACCGAUCAUAAGCCUAAACCCGUGCAUAAAUUUGAACUUCAGUCAACGCACAAAGAAAAUCGUCGUAAAGCGUCGCAAAAUCGACGCUCUCUUCUUACGUUACGUUUGUGCGUUGACUGAAGUUUAAGUUUAUGUACGGGCUUAGGUUUAUGAUCAGUACUUAACGUAACGUAACGGAGUUACGGAGAAGCUUGUGCGGUGGCCUUUACGCAGCGCAACGUUACGUCGACGAGUAAGAGAUGUCGCAAUAAGAUGUAAUGAUUGUUCCAACAAUCAUUUCUCUCUGUACAACAGCUGUCAGUCGCUCGAUAUGAAAUUCAUAUGUCGCAGGACUUCGUUGUAGCUUCCAGCUAAUAUAAUAAUUCGUUUUUUUAUAUCACAUAUAAAUAGAUUGUAAUAUAUAUAUAUAUAUAUAUAUAAGCAGACUGUGAUUAUUGCCAUAAUAAUUACUGGUCGAAAUAUUUUUAUGAAGAAGGCAUGGCUGUAUAGCGAGGUGACGAUUUUAUUCUUAUUUGUAAUAUUAUAAAAAAAAAAUGUGGACGCACAAUUGAAUAAUUCUUCAAUUGUGAAUCAAACAAUUUGCAUAAAUGCAAUUAGAUUAUGUAUAGUACAUAAUCGAAAGAAAUUGUAUAUUAAUUCUAGAACAUUUAUAUAAUUCCCAGGAAAUCUGAGAACAUCCAGCCAGGAUAUAAAACAGCUUACUGUCUAUUUUGUGUUGCAACUUUCGUUUAAACGCAUUAAUUCAGAACUCUUUCCUAUCUUAAGAAAGGCGUGUUAUUGAAUAAAGAGUAGACAAAAAUAUAACUAUUAGUGGCAAGAAUAUUUGCAGAAAAUAUUUUCGUGUGCAUUUUCGGCAGAAUAUCUCUGGAUGAUCCAAGGUUAAAAUCGUUUAUGCAAAUGCUUUAGUCGAUUCGAAAUACAUAUAUCUUUGAAAAAUACGCGAGAGUCUCGACUUUUAGGAGCGGUUGGUCAAAAAGUCACUGCCACUGGAGCGAGACAUCUCUAAUGUGUGAGGGAAGAUUGAUGCGUCUGUCGGGGGUGACACGCUGGAUGCCGAUGGAUCGUAUCGUUCAUCUUGAUUUAUGACGUAUAGAAAAUCGCGCGGUUUCCUUUCUAUUUUCUACGGCGCCGCCGCCGCGAAUCGCCGACUUUUGCGCAACUGUUACUCCAAUCUUGCGGUGCAUUUCGAUCUCAGAGAGAGAGAUAUAUACUCGCUCGAUCCAUUUGUCAAAAUUCCAGCGCCUCGUAGUAGCCAAUGUCUUAUCAUCUGAAAAUAAAAUGGCAGCGUGGCGUCAAUCGCGCCACGCGUGAGAUGUGUGUCAUCGCGGAAUGCUGAACCUUGACGUUAAAUCAUCGCCGGUUUCGAAUCCGAUUCGAAAUUGACUUUGGACGCGCGAAAUGAACGGACGAUAUAUCGAUUAUAUCCGGCAGUAGUGUUGCUUUUGGCAUCGAUUCACUUUUAGGCACUUCGGCCUGACAGAGCUCAGCUUUAACUAGAUAAAUUUAUCUCACGGUUCGACAGUAUAGUUCUGGAACAAUUUCAACGAAGCCCUGUGAGUCCCCCGUACUUUAACCGCUAGUGUGUUACCGCUAAUAUAUCGUUGUGAAAGAUUCCAUAAAUGUCGCGAAUCGAACGAGGCGAAUAAGUAUUGUCUAUUAAACGCUAGUAGAGGAACUCUUCGAUGUGGUGUCGCGAUUCACGAUUGCCGCUUGCGAGUCAGUCGUCAGUUUUUUCACUGCGCCCAAGUUCGCCCAGUUCUCGAGGAAUACCGGCACACACACACACGUGCUUUCUCGAAGCCGCGCGCAUUACGCAAGCGAUCGGCCAUUUAUUUCUUACCCGACGAGAUAACCACAUUCCCUCAUUGAAGACAGCCCAGUUUCAUUCACACCGCGCAGCAAACGCUCUCGCACGCGCUCUCGCACGCGCGCACGGUUUCGAGAAUAGACUCCUUGAGAUCGGGGCGAUCGGGGAGAAGGAGGCGGAGAGUCCGUAUCCUCCGGGAGCAUCCGGUAGGGGAUUGACGUGGCGGAAAACCGCGAUAGAGGCGCGUCUAUUUUUAUGGCAGAUAUAUCUAACCGGAGGAGGGUGGUGGUGGUGGUGGUGGCGAUGGUAUGCGGUGGCGCGGGUCCAGCGGCGGGGGUCACCAACAAUAAGCGUGAUCUUGCCCGGAAGACGGCCAACGAUCAUGCCAAAGUGCGAGUGACCAGCGAGCUUUCAAUCAUAUCGUGCACAAGCGUACCUUUCCCCCCGCGCCGCGGAACGAGCUCGGGAAGAGAGAAGCGCGCGCCGGGGGAUCGCCCGCGCGGUCGGCGACGAGGUGUUUCGUAAUAAGUACAAUCCAAGAGCGAGAGUAAGUCGCGAGAUUAGUGACGUGCUGCAAUUAUUUUAAUACGUAGGAGUCGCCGUUUUCGUCUCCGCGCGUCACGAACGACCGCGAAGGGCACGCCGAGCGUGUGUGUGUGUGUGUGUCUGUGUGCGUGUGUGUGUAUGUGUGUGUGUACGUGUGUGCGCGCAUCGUCAGGCUUCGCACGCAGAGCUGAGCUAUGCGCGUCGCGACGAUGCUCCGGUUGCUGCGAGCUGCUUGUCCCGUCUGCUCGCGGAUCGUCGCGGCGGAACCGAUUCGCUCGGGAACCACUGAUAUCCCCCGAGCGAUUUCGUUUAUCGAUUCGAUGGCAAAACCGCAUCAUCGCUGCGAGCGCUUGUCUCGCGUGACGUUGAAGAAGCUGCGGGCUGUGCACGAGGCCUGUUUUGCAUCACACGCGGUGCGAUAACAGGCGGGCGCAAUGUGUGCACACGGGGUGGCAGACGGGGCAACCAAAGGCAACAAAACACGCUCCGCGUGUGACGCGGGUAUUUUAGCUUGUACUUUAGCAUCGAAGUCGUGAGCGGUGAUGGGAAGUGAUCCAGAGACGAUUGCCGGGUUACAAACACGGCAAAUGCAUCGGAUUAUAUAUAUAUAUAUAUAUAUAUAUAUAUAUAUCUUCCGAUGAAAUUAUUGAUUUCUUUAUUUCUAACGUCAUAUCCGAUAUACAUCGCUUUUCUAACGGGGCCAACUCACGUGCAACGUGUCUGGAUAUUUGCCGAGAGAUAAUGUUCGACGACAAGUGCUACGACCUAUGAUUGCAUUACGGUGUAUCAUAUCAACGAUAUGGAUUCCGAUGUAUCACAUCAACGGGGUUCAAAUUGAAUUUAUACUGCCGCGUGGCGAUACACGUUUCUGUCAAUAAACAAGCAGUCUAAUUAUCCUUGCUUUGGAUAUAUUUUUAGAUUAUAUUGCAGUUUAAAGUGUAAGCUAUUUAGAGACGAUUCUCAGAACUCGGCGUAGUCAUUAAUUGAGUAGAUUUCUUUUUAAGCGGGCGCUUGACGAGAUCCAGACAGAUCGUUGAAAAAAAUUUCAGCUGCAUAUGUCAAUCCUCAAACGUUAUCAUCCUACAUCUAUCGAAGUGCUUGAAGCCUCCUCAUGAAUACCGACUGCGGUAUUCAUAAAGAGAUACAUUAAUGCCGAAAAAUCUUCAAGGAAUAUGUCUGAGGUUAAUAUUGCGACUGAGACGUUUUCCAGUCUGGAAUAAGCAUUUGUGCUUGGAACAAAUCGUCUUGCCAAACAAGCAAUCUUGCCAUCACUUCUCGCAACUCAUGAAUAUAAGAAGCGAAAUAAAGAAGAACAUAAUAGCGGUUGUGCGACAAAAGUAAAUGGGUUUGGUAGAUAUAUAUAUAUAUAUAUAUAUGUAAAAAAAAUAUAUAGGUAUAUAUAUAUCUACGUAUAUACAUAUAUGUAUACAUAGGGAGAGAAAGAGAGAGAGAGAGAUAGAUAAGGGAGAUAACGUAACAACGGACCUAUUAUAAAAGACAGUGUGUGUGCUUACUAACUCAACUGGAGUAGCUCGUCGCAGCGGGCUAUCCCGAAUGUAAUGGCUAGCUUAAAUCUAUCAUUUAAGUAACUAACGGUAAUUCGGAGAAACCGCGAAAAAGACAGUUGCGAUUUUAGCGGCGCUAAGAGAGAAAGAGCGAGCGAAAGAGAGAGAGAGAAAGCGAGAGAGGGAGAGGGAGAGCGAGAGAGAAAACGGAGCGAAAGGGGGAGGAGCGGACGUCGGUCUGUACAAGAGCGAGAGAGUAUGCUUUUGUAUAUAUGUAUUGUACCGCACAUUGUACCGUAUCUAAAACCACAUUAUUAUCUGUAUUGUAGCGAAUUCUUUUAGUGGAUUCUCUUGUAUGAUGAACGAAUAAAUGUAAAGUAUCGUUCGAUAAAAC
Molecule: messenger RNA, 7400 nt
Organism: Linepithema humile (Argentine ant)
Lineage: Eukaryota; Metazoa; Arthropoda; Insecta; Hymenoptera; Formicidae
Product: pseudouridylate synthase RPUSD2-like
Biological process (GO): enzyme-directed rRNA pseudouridine synthesis
Molecular function (GO): pseudouridine synthase activity; RNA binding
Source: RefSeq, a predicted model, not a curated record